AAGUUUCAGAAAUAAAAAAAAGUAAAAGAAAGACAAAAUGGACAAAAACUGGUUUUAUACCAAAAAGACAACCAUGCUAUUUUUUUUUUCCAAUUUUUCCUUUUUUUUUGGUAAAAAAUAUGUUGUAGAUUUGUUCCUUACACCUUACUCGGAUCGACUUUAGAUUAGGAAUAAGAUCCCGAGAUUUUUGUGUAUAUAUAUAACAUAGGAGUUGUGGAAGCUAGUGCUUCUUUUAUUCUCUCUUAAACCCAUAAAGGAAACAUCACACGAUGUCGAUUUCCAGCAAAGUGCUACGGGAUCAAAGACAUAGACAAAACAAAGCAAAACAAAACACGAUGUGGUGGAAUUGUACGAAUAAGUGGAAAAAGUCUUCUUCUCCGUCUUGUGCGUUAUCGUUAUUACCAGACGACAUCCUUCUGAAUUGCUUCGCCACUGUCUCAAGAUCUGACCACGCGUCCUUAUCUCUCGUCAACAAGUGGCUACGUUCUCUACUGCUUUCCCCUGAGCUCUACGAAGAACGAUCACUAAUGGGACGUACCGAAAACUGCAUCUUCCUAUGUUUAAGCAUCCCUUCAGACCCGUUCGUACGCUGGUUCGCCUUCUACCCAAAAGCUCUAAAUAAUCGGUUGGUUCCAAUCCGGCCACACUUGUACCACCCUCAGGAAGCAUCCUCCGUGGUGGCCUAUGGUUGCGGGAUCUAUAUAAUUGGUGGGAGGAUUGGCGGGAGGCCAUCGUCAAGGGUCUUAUUCCUUGAUUGUCGGUUUCAUACGUGGAGCAAUCUCCCAUGCAUGGGUGUACCCCGAGCUUAUGCUGCCACGGGAGUGGUGGAUGGGAAGAUAUACGUUUUUGGAGGGUGCCAGGAACCGUAUUCGGACAAAUGGGGAGAGGUUUUCGAUCCAACGACGCAGACUUGGGAUGUACUGCCAAAGCGGCCGAAGGAACCUUACUCUUCCGUUAUUCACGAAAGCGUUGUGAGGGAGGAGAAGACUGUUUUGGCUUUGAAUGAGAAAGGUAAUGGUUUGCUCUACGUUCCGAGUGAAGGCAUAUGGAAAAAAGGGAAGUCUGAUGCGUACAGUCCUAGAAGGGGUUGGCAUGUGAUAGAGAAUGUCAUGUACUGUUGUGUAACUGGUGGGAGGAUACUGUGGUGUCAGGCAAGCGAAUCGGAGUUGCACGAGCCGAAUGCGAUAAAGUGGAGAGAGGUGAUGGGAUUGAAGGAUUUAAAGGACACUCUAUGUGCCUCCAAACUGGUCAACUAUGGUUGGGGAUUGCCGGAAGAAAAACUUGAGGAUUUGCUUCCGGGUCACAAACUGAGCAACUCUGGUCCCAACAUGUUACUUUUCUGGGAUGUGCUUGCUCCUGGGAAAUUGGAGAUUUGGUGUGCUGAGAUAUCUUUACAAAGGCGCAAAGAGAAAGGAGAGAUUUGGGGGAAGGUUGAGUGGUCUGAAGUAGUCACGAGUAUCGAUCCUCCUCAUCCUCUACCUGAGCAUCAGCAUCACUGUAAAAUUUUGCAUGCUCUAACCCUCAAUCUCUGAACUCAAAACUCUAUUUUAAAAUCUCUACUUUGUUUCUUCUCUAUUCCUUAUUAUUAUAUAUCUCCUAUUUCCCAAUUAGCAUUUUGCAUUUGUAAUGGAGAAAAACAAUGCUCUUGGAUCUCAUCAUUAUUUACUUGUUCACAACAAUAAGAUGUCUGUUUCGUUUAACUAAAAUCUUAAAUGCAGACAAAGUUGACUUUCUUAAAAAUAAGAUAGUAGAAAAGCUAGUGUUGUGAGAUAUAUUUCACCAACUCUUUCUAUUUUGCUUCACAUCUUAUCAUCUAUUUCUUAAAUACAUGAUAAGAUGAUGAAGAAGCUGACAUUGACAUGAUGGUCUUCCAUUUAUGUUGCUGGGCUGAUAGGCAUUCUUGUACUUAUGUGCUUCUAUUGUUCUUGGUGCGGAGUAUGGAUCCACCUUAUGGAUGUUUUCAUGGCCUCAGCAAAAAGUGUAUUUGCUUAAAAUCACUUCAGCUCAUUUUUUGUAUAUUCUUACUGAUGUAAGUCUCUGAGUAUACUUGUAUACAUUGUGAUUCAGCAAGUAAAUAGUUGAAGAAUCUACAAGAACUCGAAUAUCUCAGUUAAAACAAAAGCUUGUAGGUCAGUUUCUCUUAUGUUUAACUGGCUCGACUGGACAGAGUUCUUGAUAUAUCAUUAAACCAAUUGAUAUUGGGAAGCUCUGAUCUGCUCCCCUGUAACCUAUAAUCCCGUGAUUCCUUAUCUUUGGUUUUAGAUAACAACUUUGAAAUUUCCAGCAUAAUCAUCAUAAACAGGCGGUGAAUCCACAACACAGGUCUGAUGAACCAUGACUGGAUCUCACUCUCUUUGAAU
Molecule: messenger RNA, 2360 nt
Organism: Brassica napus (rape)
Lineage: Eukaryota; Viridiplantae; Streptophyta; Magnoliopsida; Brassicales; Brassicaceae
Product: F-box/kelch-repeat protein At4g39560-like
Exons: 1
Coding region: 270-1532 (420 amino acids)
Molecular function (GO): protein binding
Source: RefSeq, a predicted model, not a curated record